This is a messenger RNA of Mus pahari (shrew mouse), 3757 nucleotides long. It is a transcript of the gene Lrrc75b, whose product is annotated as leucine rich repeat containing 75B. The record is from RefSeq and is a predicted model, not a curated record. The transcript has 4 exons. Bases 123 to 1031 code for a protein of 302 amino acids. NCBI's taxonomy places the organism in Eukaryota, Metazoa, Chordata, Mammalia, Rodentia, Muridae.
GGCGGCCAGUGCUUGGGCGCGCAGCCGUAGACCCGGCGUUGCCCAUCCCGCGCAUCCCGGGCGGGGCGCGGCGCGCCUAACCCGCCUCCCUUCCAUCCUCCCGGCGCCCGCCCGCGGCGGCCAUGGGGGCGCGGCUGGGGCGGCGGGCGAGAGCAGAUGCCCCUGCGGCGCCAAGUGCCGGGCCCGCACCCUACGAGCGCAGGGUGCGCUGGCUGCGAGAGAUCCAGUCCACGCUCCGGGAGCGACGGCCGGAGCGUGCUCGGCAGCUGCUGCGCCUCCUGCGCCAGGACCUGGGCCUUGAAGGGAACCUCCUCACUGACAUCCUCUACAGGAAUGUGACUUUCCUUAACUUGGUGGACCCCAUCUCCCAUGACCUGCUAGUGAACCUGGCCCGGGACCUGCAGUGCCCCAAGAAGGACCAUGAGCUCUGGAAGUCCUCGGACAAGAUCUGUCGGCAGCUCAUCUACCACCUCACUCCGCACUCCAAGCGAAAACCCCACAGGAAAACCCAGAGCAGCCUCCAGAAGACUCUGCUGGUAGGGGAGACUGUGGACCUUUCUGGCAUCCCGCUCUCGGCCCGGGAUGUGCAGCACAUAGCACGCUACCUGGACAGUCGUGGUGUAGAGCUGGUGGUCCUGGACCUGAGCUUCACGGAGCUGAGCGAUGAGCUGCUGCAUUUGCUGCUGCCCAGUCUCUGGGCUCUGCCGCGCCUCACACAGCUGCUGCUCAAUGGCAAUCGGCUGACCAGAGCUGCUGCCCGGGAACUCACCGAGGCUAUCAAGGAUGCCGCCAAGUUCCCCGUGUUGGCCUGGGUGGACCUGGGGAACAAUGUGGAUGUGUCUUCACUUCCCCAGCCCUUGCUGGUUGGCCUCCGGAGGCGACUGAGCCAGCAUACCUCGCUCCCUACCAUCUAUGAGGGCCUGGACCUCGAGCCUGGGGGCGGCAUGGCUGAGACCACUGCUGCUGUCUCCACCUGGGGCUCUGCUGCCACUGAGGCAGGAGCAGAGCCUCAGGGUUGUUGCGCCAGGUGACCUCCUACAGGUCUGGUUCAAUGCUAAUGACUGAGGUCUUUUGAGAACCAGGUAUUAGAGGCCCACGUGUGUCCCUCAGAGAGACAGUGAAAAUGUUCAACUUGGGGCAGAGUGGGUGGAAGGAGAAAGGUUUCAUUGCAGGCAGCCCAGACUAGGGGCUCCAUCUUGCCCAGCAAGAGGUGCCUCAGCACCCACAGCCCAGACCUUCCAGGAGAGGAUGGCAUCCCUUACUUCAGGCUUUAUAUACCACAGACUUCAGACUCACUGAGCUCCAGGUCUGCUGCAGAGGGAGGAAAACCCCACCCACCCAGAGUGGGUAAAACCGCAGCCUCAUUGAUGCUCCCUCUAGCUCUCACUGGGAAGUCUCCAUGGAAACAAGAUGUAGAGGUCAUGGGUUCAGUGGUGUGGGCUCAGGAGUUGGAGGAGACCUGACCUCAGGGCAGGGUUUGAGUUCUAGGCAGUUGGGAGCUUCAGGGGAGAAGGUUGGGAGUCACAGACAGACAGGCAGAGCUCUGCACGGAGCCUGAGAGCAAAUGCCAUCGGGGCCCUUCAGUGUGUGCACUGGGCUGGGGACAAGGCUCCACACACCGAAGGCAAGGCCACGGUGGAUCUGGAGGUGGGACAGUUGACUUUGUAUUUGUCUCCCAUAGGACACAGCACUGGCCACUCUCCCCAGCUCUAGUUCCCACCCUCCCUGCGUAGGCCGAGCGAGUCUCUUGGCAGGGGGAGGAGAUGCAUCUGGCUGGAGAUGAUGAGCUGUCAUGUUUCCUUUGGUUUUAGGGUCAUACACAGCGUGUACGGGGAUGGAGGUGGGGCCCAGCUAGCAUCAGGAGUUCUCAGGGCAGAAUGGACCUAAUGGUAUAGGAGUUACUGUCUUCCUUUCCCCGAAAUCCCUCAAGGUGGCCUUCCAACUAGAAGCCUAAGGUCUCUCUGACCCAUUUAGGAAACUGGAGUUUUUAACCCAACUGUUAGACAGGCAGGGCAAGUGAGGAAGGGACUCAGAGAAGAGCAAGGUAGGGAAGCAGGGUAGAGACAAGACUUAAGGCCUGGUGACAGUGGAGAGACACCCAGUGUCAGGGCAGCCUCAGGGACAAGGUAAAGGCUGGGGUCACCCCAGACCUGUGUGCCUGUGGCCCACCAGCUCUGACCCCCCCCUACCUCCCUGUCUAACUCCAAGUGGAUUAUGGACAGUAUAUCCAGGCCCCCACCAAACAUCAGUGGCAGCAUGUCCCCAGCCCAGCGUGCCCAAGGAGGCAGCUGGCUCCACUGCAUCAGCUCCCAGGCCUGGGAAAGGAGACAGCUGAGGAAAAGCAUUUCACCUCGUGCCCCACCGCUUUAGACAACUGCUUAUCAAGACACUGUGAGAAGAGCCCAGAGCUCUGCUCUGUACUUGCUGGGGGACCUGGCCAGAUCCUCCAUCUCUUUGGACCUGGGACCCAACUUGCCCCUCUCUGUUAACUAGAACUUGCUGUCCCAGAUCCUGGCACUCAGAGCUUCAUCUUGAAUUUACUAUCCACCCCCUGAGUUCCCUGCCCCCACUUGUUUUAAAGACAUGGCUUGGAGCUGUUGGACUCCCCCUGUGCCUUAACAACUCGGGACAAGGUUAGGGGCUUUCUGGAGCCGGGCUAAGCAAGAUGGAGUAUGGCCCAGCAGACUGAGAACGCCAACACAUGCUUAGGCAGCUGAGCUCUCUCUCUCUGUAACUCCUUGCUGUACAAAGGCAGAGUUCUGAGUCUCUCCUGCCCUGCUCGCUCUCUGCCCACAGCCGGUCUGAAGACAGCCCACAAACCUUUAGGUAUCAGCACGGUGCAGCAAGAUUCUUCCUAGGAUGGCAUGUGAGGACCGGAGCUGGGGGGUUCCCCGGGCAGUUUUCAGGCAAAUCCAGAUGGCAGCAGACGGUCUCAAUUUCCCCCAGCUUUCCAAGGUGAGAGAUGCAGUAGCUGAGCCAGAUCCCGAGACAGCUUAGGAGACGUAGGCAAAGUUGACUUCGCUGCUGUACAAGUGGCCCUGGCCCUUCACGACUACCAAGAGGGAGGUUACAUGGGCAGGGACGCGGAUUUCCAGAGAAGGGAGGGUUGAGCCUUGUCUUUGUGCUACUGUAACAGAAUACCACAUCCUGGUAAUUUAUAAACAAUAGAAGUUUACUUAGCCCGUGGUUCUAACGGCUGGGAAUGAAGUAGAAAAGGAGCAUCUGUGAGGGCUUUCUUGCUGCGUCAUUGUCUGUAUCACAUGGCCAGAGAGCAUGCAAGGGGCAGGCAGGACUUCCGUGCAGCAGGGGACACCCUUUAAGCUGCAGACCUGUUGGGUUUCCCAUGCAUGUGCUCUGAGGAGGCUUCACUCAGGGUGGGGAAAAUAGCACUGACCAGGAAGGAAGAAGGAAGCAUGUGGGGGGCUUGCUCCUGUGCCAACCGGGAGGCAUUGCAACAUCCUUGGUCCAGACCCAUCACUUCCUAGCAGUGUGGUCCAUUUGGGAGCUAGGGCACAAACAUCCUUGUUAUCCUGUUGAAGUGAGGAGGAGAUGAGGUUUGAAAAGAGGCUGUCACAGGUCUGGUGCAAGCCAGCAUGAUGCAGUGUCUGUCGGUGAGCCCUUCACUUGGGCUAUCUGUGUGGUGAGAUUUGGAGAUUUGGCAAGAGCUAGGCUGAAACACAUUAUCUAUCUAUCUAUCUAUCUAUCUAUCUAUCUAUCUAUCUAUCUAUCUAUCUAUCUAUCCAUCAUCUAUCCAUCC